GUGGAUAGUCACAGUUGUGAAGUUUCAGCGCUUCCAGUGACACUUCUUUUAAUAGUUUCUUUUGAGAUCCUGUAGUAGACUACUAGAAAUCCCGGAAAAAUGGCCGAUAAGAAGAACCUCCUCCUGCUGUUCGAUCAUCCCACCGAACCCGUCUUUAUGGACAAGGGCAAGCGGGUGACCGUGUUCGAUGUGCCCGACUCCUUCCUGACCGAUCGCUAUCGUCCGAUUAGCAAUGAGGUCCAAAGUCGUGUUGGCGACAAGGUGGAGCAGCGGGUUCCGGUCCGCGAGAUCUCCAUUCCCGACUUGAGGAUCCCCAUGUCCCUGGGCCGCGACGAGCAGUUCUCGCUGUUCCUGCCCAAGCACCGCAGGAUCGCCGGCCGUCUCAUCGACAUCUUCAUGAACAUGCGCUCCGUGGAUGACCUUCAGAGUGUGGCUGUCUAUGCCAGGGAUCGUGUGAACCCGGUUCUGUUCAACUAUGCCCUCUCGGUGGCCCUGCUCCAUCGUCCCGAUACCCAGGGUCUGGACCUGCCCUCCUUCUCGCAGACCUUCCCCGAUCGCUUCAUCGACUCGCAGGUGAUCCGCCAGAUGCGUGAGGAGUCCUUUGUGGUGCAGCCGGGCUCACGGAUCCCCAUCACCAUUCCAAGGGACUACACCGCCUCUGAUCUCGACCCCGAGCACCGGCUGUGGUACUUCCGCGAGGAUCUGGGCAUCAACCUGCACCACUGGCACUGGCAUCUCGUCUAUCCCUUCGAGGCCUCCGACCGCAGCAUCGUGAACAAGGAUCGUCGUGGCGAGCUGUUCUACUACAUGCACCAGCAGGUGAUCGCCCGCUACAAUGCCGAGCGGUUCAGCAACAACCUGUCCAGGGUGCUGCCUUUUAACAACCUGCGGGAGCCCAUUGCCGAGGGCUACUUCCCCAAGAUGGACUCCCUGGUGGCCAGUCGUGCCUGGCCGCCACGUUUCGAGAACACCAAGCUGAGUGAUCUCAACCGGGAGGCUGACCAGCUGAAUGUGGAGAUUGGCGAUCUGGAGCGCUGGCGCGACCGCAUCUACGAGGCCAUUCACCAAGGCUUCGUUAUGGAUGAGCGUGGCAACCGGGUGCCCUUGGAUGAAGCCACGGGCAUUGACACCCUGGGCAACAUGAUUGAGUCCUCCAUUCUGUCGCCCAACCGAGUGCUGUAUGGUGAUCUGCACAACAAUGGGCACACCUUCAUCUCGUACGCCCACGAUCCCACCAGCAAGCACUUGGAGUCCUUUGGCGUGAUGGGCGAUGUGUCCACCGCCAUGAGGGAUCCGGUGUUCUACAAGUGGCACUCGUACAUCGACCGCAUCUUCCAGGAGCACAAGUCGCGCCUGCCCGCCUACACGGACACCCAGCUGAACUACUCUGGCGUAUCGAUCACGGGCAUCCAGGUGGACACCAAUGGAGGUCGGCCCAACAAUUUGACCACCUUCUGGCAGCAGUCGGAUGUGGACAUGUCCCGUGGCUUUGACUUCCUGCCGCGUGGCAAUGUCUUUGCCCGAUUCACCCAUCUGCAGCAUCUGCCCUUCACCUACACCAUCAGUGUGAACAAUGAUGGAGGCUCACAGAGAUUCGGCUAUGUGCGCAUCUUCAUUGCUCCCAAGAACGAUGAGCGUGGCCAACCCAUGUUGAUGCGGGAUCAGCGCUCCAUGAUGAUCGAGCUGGACAAGUUUGUGGCUUCACUGAACCCGGGACCCAACACCAUUCGCCGCCGCUCCACGGAGUCGAGUGUGACCAUUCCUUUCGAGCGCACCUUCCGCAACCUGGAUGCCAAUCGCCCAAGUGCUGGAACUCCGGAGGAGCUGGAGUUCAACUUCUGCGGCUGCGGCUGGCCCAACCACAUGCUGGUGCCCAAGGGUCUGCCCGAGGGACUGCCCUGUGUGCUGUUCAUCAUGGUGUCCAACUAUGAGAACGAUAGGAUUGACCAGCAACUGGUGGGUCGCUGCAGCGAUGCCGCCUCCUACUGUGGAGUCCGGGAUCGCCUCUAUCCCGAUCGCCAGUCCAUGGGCUAUCCCUUCGACAGGCUGCCCCGCACUGGAGUGGACCGCCUGGUGAACUUCCUCACGCCCAACAUGAGCAUCGUGGACGUGACCAUUCGCCACGAGAACCGCACUGUCCAGCGCCAGAACUAGAUGAAACCGCUCCUGAUCACCACCCACCCUGACCCGAUUCGCUGGCCCUGGCCACCUCUAGAUAUAUUAACUCUUAGCAAUCUAUUGCAUCUUUAUUGAGCCGCUUAAUAAACAAGACAUCAUAGCAUUCCACAAA
Messenger RNA from Drosophila suzukii, 2290 nucleotides. RefSeq names its product Prophenoloxidase 2 (gene PPO2). Lineage: Eukaryota; Metazoa; Arthropoda; Insecta; Diptera; Drosophilidae. Gene Ontology annotation, molecular function: oxidoreductase activity. The record is from RefSeq and is a predicted model, not a curated record.